Messenger RNA from Aspergillus fijiensis CBS 313.89, 351 nucleotides. RefSeq lists its product as uncharacterized. The record is from RefSeq and is a predicted model, not a curated record. The transcript is spliced from 2 exons. Gene Ontology annotation, biological process: mycotoxin biosynthetic process. NCBI's taxonomy places the organism in Eukaryota, Fungi, Ascomycota, Eurotiomycetes, Eurotiales, Aspergillaceae. The annotation marks the transcript as partial.
AUAUAUUGGCACACAGAAUACAGCGCACCAGGAAAAGCGCAUUCAAAAAUUGAUGAUCUCUGGUACGCCAUUCUCCCUUCCCAUGGCUUUAUUGCAGUUGACCGCCAAUGGGCCGCCGCUCGGAAUUGGCCGGACACUUUGUUCAUGCCUAACGACACCAGCAAGGAAGCCAUCCAGUGCUACGCAGACAAUACUCCGCUCUACACCUUUGGGAAAUUCACGGCUGGUGAUGGUCAGGUGCAUCAAUGCAGAAGUUGGAAUGAACUUCGCGACUUUGCCACCAGUCAUACCGCUUGCUAUCGAGAUAGUGUCGAGCCGAUUCCCCUGGGAGCUCAUUUUGGUUUCUGUGAC